Messenger RNA from Mesorhabditis belari, 510 nucleotides. Lineage: Eukaryota; Metazoa; Nematoda; Chromadorea; Rhabditida; Rhabditidae. The record is from the annotation of a GenBank genome assembly.
AUGGGAACGAGUCAAUCGACACAACGUGCCGCCAAAUUUAGUGGAACAAGCCGAAGAUCGAUGAGGGCAUGCUCAGCUCCUUCAUCAGCAACUCCACUACGUCGUACAGCAUCGACAAACACAAAUCGAGCCGUAAAAGAGUUUAGUAAAUUCUGGACACAAGGCGGAUCUUUUCAGCCAAGAGCUAGUCAGAAAGGACGAAGAAGUCGACCGGGAAGCACGAGAAGGACAGCAAAUGGGGCAUCUAUUUCAAGGACACAAUCUAUUGAACGCAAGAAUCCGAAAGUGUUGACCCCGACGAGUACCCCCGCAACUUCAAGCCCUUUGCCACCACGAAAGGAACGACCAGCUACGGAUACUAGCUACAUUCCACCAGGAGCCUCAUUCCUGAAGCAAUCAUUUUCACCUACUUCAUCCCGAUCUCCACAAAGGGCAACUUCUUUUAAACAUACGACUAUGAGAAACUCAGUUCCAACAAAAGUUAGAAGUAAAGACUGUGAAACCAUCAUU